GCGCGAUCCACUCGUGAUACGACUUCCGCCGGGCCCUGCGGUUCCGAGUCUCUUCAGGUGUUCCGCUGUUCCGGUCUUCCCGCGUUCCGUGUUCCGGCCGUUCCCCGGUCGGGUCCCCCGGAAAUUGCUCGCCUUUUUGUUCGCGCACCGCGCUUUUCUCGAUUCCGCAAUUUGCCAUUUUUAUCAAUCUUCGGCUCGCGCCUUUUUUGGCGCCGUCCGCUCCCCGCCCCCCCCUCCCCCCGGCCCCCGGGCGUUUCCUUUCAUGUAAAUUCCGUGCUCAUUAAAUAACCCUGUCGCGGCGCCUCACCUCUGCCAACUUUUUCCAGCCGCCUUUCGUCCUGACGUCACUUCCUCCGUGACGUCACUUCCUUCGUGCGAGGCGUUUCGGACCUGUUGUUCCGUCGGGUUUCCCCGGCCAUGCGGCCCUCGUUUCUGGUCUCUUUGUGCGCUUUGAAAAAAUGACCGACAGGUGAAAGUGUUUUCCAGUUUUGAGCGUCCUUCGUUCCGGCUCGUUUUGAGGUUAAUUCUUUUACCCGCCCAGCCGCAAAAUUCUCUGUUGGACUGCUGGAUAAGGCGUGAAGCUCGCGGGCCCUUGGACGAGGACCCUGCAGGGUUGGGAUGUACGAGUCGUCCUGCUCGUACCAGUCGGCGGCAGCGGCGGCGGCGGCAGCGGCGUUCGAGCUCAAGCGGACGGCGAUCAAGACCGAGAGUCCGGACAUGCUCGGGGUCGGCGUGGGGCCUCCCGACUGGGCCGGCUGCGCCGCCUACCGCCUCGCCUGCAACUCCUCCACCUUCGAGCAGCUCAAGCACUUCUCCGAGAAGGCCAAAGCCGCCCUCCAGGACCGCCGCUACCCCUCCACGCCCUCCUCCGCCUUCUCCGACCUCCCGUCCGCCGCCCCGAGGCCCUCCUCCCCCGCCUCCUCCACCCUCGGACAUCACCACCUGGAUCUCCUGCAGGAGGACCUUGCUGCCGAUAAGCGCCUGUCUUGUUUGGGUUGCCCGAGCAAAUCAUCGUAUCAGCAUUUAACUUCCAUCACAGAAACGCUGCGCGUCGCCACAAAAACAGAUACGUCGUACAAAGGCUCAUGGGCGACGCAUACUCCCUCUCAAUCUCAAGGCUAUUCAAAUUCCUUGUCGUCGAUGACAAAAUCAUCUUUAGAUCCACACAAUCAUCUAAGGCAAACGGGGUACUCGAAUACGUUAAGUUCGAUGACCAAAUCAUCAUUAGACCCACAUAGUCAUUUAAGGCAACCUGAUCCCUAUCAGAUGUUUGGACCAACUAGUAGCAGAUUAGCGAGUUCAGGUUCGGGACAAAUUCAACUGUGGCAAUUUCUAUUAGAGCUUUUAUCAGACUCCACCAACGCCAACUGCAUCACGUGGGAGGGGACCAACGGCGAGUUCAAGCUCACGGACCCGGACGAGGUGGCCAGGCGCUGGGGAGAGAGGAAAUCGAAACCUAAUAUGAACUACGAUAAACUAAGUAGAGCGCUCAGGUAUUACUACGAUAAGAAUAUAAUGACCAAAGUUCAUGGUAAGAGGUACGCGUACAAAUUCGACUUCCAGGGCCUUGCGGCGGCUACACAACCAGCCACGACGGACCCAACCGCCUACAAAUACCAAUCGGAUUUCUUCUACCAUCACUCAACCAAACUCAACUUCAUGAGCCCCGCCAUACCUUCCUCAUCAGCGGGAAUAUUCUCAUCGCCGACGUCUUACUGGACAAGCCCGGGGGCGAACCUAUACUCGGGGCACACGAUGGCACAUCACCCGGGUCACGUGACUUCGCACCUGAGUUCGUACCCCCACUACGCAUGACCUAGCUGGGACAGGCGCAACUAACCAUCACCGACGCCCGCCGCCCGGCAGCCAGGGGGGCCGCCCCCGCCCACGCCGGCGCGCCGCCGCGCCUAAGUCACCGGUGUAAUUGCAGCCACGCGUCCAGAUCCGGGCCGCCCGUGAUUGCUUCCUGCCCGCCCCGAAUCCAAUCACGCACGCGUCACGUCACAGGUCAAAUCAGGUACUUCUCCGUCUCGGGAGGGUUUAAUAAUACGGAUAGAGUUUAGCGGGAAGGAACUAAGUUUUCUUCGGAAAACAAUGGGAUUAUCUCAUCACUUCUCUGUGAAAAAAAAGUCCCAUAACAGAUACUGAGCUUCAGAUCAUAUCGUCACCUUCUGGCCAAAGUAUCACAAGCGCCAUGAGCCAUUUCAAGAUUUCCGCCGCCAUUUUAUUUUCUUGCAGAGAGAUUGUUCGACGAAACUGUCCAAAAAUGUCAAACGGAUUCAACCAACAAUUUCUCUGUAAUAAAAUAAAAUGGUGGCAGAAAUUUUGAAAUGUCGCAUGGCGAGUGACGAUAUCGAACGAAAAAAAUUUUCGGUUUGGUGACCAAAAAUUUUGGUCACAAAAACCGCACUUACGUUCUUAUGAUCAAAAAUCUCGGCUAUAUCUAAACAAUGAACCAAUGAAAGCUUAUCACAAGAAUGUAAUUCAAUGUAAAUAAAAGGUAUCAAGGCUACGUUUACUAUUUUAUUGUAUUAUUCUAACCAAUGAAGUUCGGUGUUCAAUAGGAGCCAAAGUUCAGUAUCUAUUAUCAAACUUGCUUUCUCAAUGUUGUUUGGACGAUCUCGAUAAAACGAUAGCUCUUUCGAUUCGUAACGAAAUAGCUUUGAAUCUGCACAUUAUUUUAACAAAUGCAUAACAACGACCAUAUGAAACUAUCUCAUACGCAAAAUCUGUAAAAAAAAGAAGAUCCAAACACGGCAAAAAAUUAUAUUGUUGGCAGACGACCGAAUUGAGAACUCGGAAUGGCCCGUGAUUUGAAGCCCAUGUUUCUCAUACCGUUCUAAAGUCUUUAUUCGUUAAUUAAGUAGAUUUUAACGCCACUUUUGUCGGUAAUUUCUUACGUUUUCAUUAAAUUCUAGUCAUCUCUUUCCUACAUCUUGUCAUACAUCUAGUCAAUAGGUUUUCGUUAGUUUUUUUGUGCACAGAUUUAGUCACAUUAAAUGAAGACUGCUCAUUUAAAGUUUUUCCGGUGAUAAUCUUAUCUUAAGAAAACCGUCGACCUUGAUUGAACUUUCAUUUUACACCAAACGGAACUUAUCUAGCACUUAUACAGUUGUUAAAACUUAGAAAUUGAUGCUAUUCUUACAGAAAAUUUACUCAUGUAAAAGUGUUUUAAACUAAUUGUCAAGAGCGGUUAAAUUGUACUCUUUUGAACCAAACACUCUUCCACAUUCUUUCGUAACAUUAUAGAUAAUGUUGCGAAAGACUCAGGCAUAUGUAAUGAUAUCUAUGAUAAGUAGUCACUAUUAGGAAAUCGUCGGGUUGGUAUUCUUUGGUAACAUUGAUUCUUUUUUUUUUUUAAAUUCAACAUUUUGAUGAAUCAAUAAAGCUCAGUUAUGCUUGAUUUUACUUGAAAUUAUGUCUCACAAGUUAAAAUCAAGUUUAUUGGAAUAUGUUAAGGUCGGCGGUAUUCCUUUCUUACUUGCCAUUUUAAACCUCUCCAUAUCUAAACCUAUCUUUUGUCUGUCACUUGGACAAAGGGUUUCAUUUUUUUUUUACGGCAUUAAAACUUAAUUGUUCGACGGUUUUUGUGUGACCGAACCAACAGUAAUAUUUAGUUGUAUUUGUUAUUACAUUUUGAUCUGUUGUUUCCUAUAUUUCUCUCAAUUCCUUCAUAUCAUUUGCCCCUCACAAUCAUCAGAAUGUGGAUCAUUUCUUUUUAAAUACUGGUAAAAUUCAUUUGUUCUGUAGUUUCUCAUCAUUACUUCAUUUUCCCGCUAGGUGUGAGUUGUUCACUAAUAUUGUGUAUACAUUUUUCAAAAUUGCAAUUUUUAUCGAUCGCAAUUGAGAAAUUAUUCUAAACUGAAAACUCGGAAACUGAGGGGCAAAUGAACUAGAAAGUCUUGGAAAUUUCCUCCGCUGACCUGUUAAUAUAGUGAACAUACGUUCCUUGUACAAACUGUACAAAAACUUGUACAAACCGGUCGAGUCAAAUCAAACCUUACUUAUUGUAUAUAGCUAUAGUAUUAAUUUCAAAUAAGUUGAUUCAAUGUUUGUUGUUAACCGUACAAGUAUGGAAACAGAGUAAAUCUCCGUCUA
Molecule: messenger RNA, 4098 nt
Organism: Bemisia tabaci
Lineage: Eukaryota; Metazoa; Arthropoda; Insecta; Hemiptera; Aleyrodidae
Gene: Ets65A
Product: DNA-binding protein D-ETS-3
Biological process (GO): cell differentiation; regulation of transcription by RNA polymerase II
Cellular component (GO): nucleus
Molecular function (GO): DNA-binding transcription factor activity, RNA polymerase II-specific; sequence-specific DNA binding
Source: RefSeq, a predicted model, not a curated record